This is a messenger RNA of Pneumocystis carinii B80, 1258 nucleotides long. RefSeq names its product obg-like ATPase 1. The coding region runs from base 33 to 1214 and encodes 393 amino acids. The transcript is spliced from 12 exons. Gene Ontology annotation, cellular component: cytoplasm. The record is from RefSeq and is a predicted model, not a curated record. Lineage: Eukaryota; Fungi; Ascomycota; Pneumocystomycetes; Pneumocystales; Pneumocystaceae. Gene Ontology annotation, molecular function: ATP hydrolysis activity; ATP binding; GTP binding.
AAAAAAUUAUUUUUAGAUAUCUUCUUAAAAAUAUGCCUCCUAAGAAACAAGUAUCAGAAGAAAAUAAAGUUCUUUUAGGACAUCCUGGCAAUAAUCUUAAGAGUGGUAUUGUUGGAUUAGCUAAUGUUGGGAAAAGUACACUAUUUCAAGUAAUAACUAAAUCAACUCUUGGAAAUCCAGCAAAUUUUCCAUACGCAACUAUUGAUCCAGAAGAAGCACGAGUAGCAGUUCCAGAUGAAAAUUUUGAUUGGCUUUGCAAUUUAUAUAAUCCUUUAUCUAGAAUACCAGCUUUUCUUACAAUAUUUGACAUUGCUGGUUUAACUAAGGGAGCAAGCACAGGUGCAGGUCUUGGAAAUGCAUUUUUGAGUCAUAUUAGAGCAGUUGAUGCAAUUUUUCAUGUAGUUCGAGCAUUUGAUGAUGCAGAGAUUAUUCAUAUUGAGGGUGAUGUAGAUCCAUGUAGAGAUCUUCAAAUUGUACAUGAUGAAUUAUUGAUUAAAGAUACUGAAUUUGUCAAUAAACAUUUAGAAGGAUUAAAAAGAGUAACAAGCAGAGGAGGGCAAUCACUUGAACUUAGAGCAAAUAAAGAGAAGCAGGCAGUUGUUGAAAAGGUUCUUUAUCAACUUGAAACGGAAAAAAAGGAAAUACGAAAAUGUAAUUGGACCAAUAAAGAGGUUGAAAUAAUAAAUUCAUUGUAUCUGUUAACAGCAAAACCUGUUAUUUAUCUUGUUAACUUAAGUGAAAAAGACUUUAUUCGGCAAAAAAAUAAAUGGCUUCCUAAAAUAGUUGCUUGGAUAAAUACUAAUAGUCCUGGGGAUAUUAUUAUUCCUAUUUCUGUUAUGUUUGAAAAGCGUUUAUCAGAAAUGACUGAUAGUGAAGCUCUAGAAGAAUGUAAACGACUUGGAACUAAAUCAAUGCUUCCCAAAAUUGUUACUACUGGCUAUUCUACUUUAAAUUUGAUGCAUUAUUUUACAUGUGGACCAGAUGAAGUUCGUGCAUGGACUAUUAGAAAGGAAACUAAAGCACCUGCAGCUGCUGGAGUUAUUCAUUCAGAUUUUGAAAAGAAUUUUGUGGUUGGAGAAGUAAUGAAAUUUAAUGAUUUAAAAGAAUUAGGAUCAGAAGCUGCUGUUAAAGCAGCAGGAAAAUAUAUGAUAAAAGGAAAAGAUUAUAUUGUAGAAAAUAAUGAUAUAAUAUAUUGGAAAGCAGGAAAAAAAUAAUCUGAUCCUAGAUUCUAUUAAAUAUCAUUAUAUCGUCAUUAAAU